This is a messenger RNA of Penicillium pulvis, 1083 nucleotides long. Its product is annotated as WD40 repeat domain-containing protein. Gene Ontology annotation, biological process: mitotic spindle assembly checkpoint signaling. Bases 1 to 1083 code for a protein of 360 amino acids. Gene Ontology annotation, molecular function: ubiquitin binding. The record is from RefSeq and is a predicted model, not a curated record. Gene Ontology annotation, cellular component: mitotic checkpoint complex; bub1-bub3 complex; kinetochore. The transcript is spliced from 3 exons. NCBI's taxonomy places the organism in Eukaryota, Fungi, Ascomycota, Eurotiomycetes, Eurotiales, Aspergillaceae.
AUGGCGUCCAAUCAAUUUACGCUGGCCUCGCCACCGACCGAUGCUAUCUCUGCCUUGAAGUUCUCCCCCGAGUCCGAUUCGACGCGGAUUGUAGUGUCAUCAUGGGAUAAGAACGUCUACGUUUACGAUCUGCGCGACGAGAAUGGCCAAGUGGGAGAAGGAAAACUCUUGCAGAAAUUUGAGCACCGCGCUCCUGUGUUGGAUGUUUGCUUUGGCGAGAAUGAGAACGAGAUUUAUACCGCUGGAUUGGAUUGGGAUGUGCGCAAAAUUGACCUAAACACAUCUCAACAAACCGUUAUUAGCAGCCACGAAGCAGGUGUGCGCAAUGUCGUCUACAGCCCUGAACACAAGGUCAUUAUCUCAGGCUCAUGGGACUCUACGCUCCAUGUAUCCCGCACAGACACCGGCACAAUCACCGACUCCCUACCUGCCGUGAUUCCGCUUCCCUCCAAACCCUUCUCUAUCUCCCUCACAGCCACAAAGCUCGUUGUCGCCAUGGCAUCGCGUGCCCUCCACAUCUACGACCUGAAGGCUUUGGCCCUCCUCACUGCACAGUCUGACAGCACCUCAACCAACGGUAACCGAGUGGAGGUCGAGCCUUGGCAACGACGUGAGAGCAGUCUCAAAUUCAUGACACGUUGUGUCGCUUGCAUGCCAGGAGACACCGGGUAUGCCUCAUCCAGUAUUGAGGGACGUGUUGCCGUUGAGUGGUUCGACCCUUCGCCUGAGUCCCAGGCGCGGAAAUACGCUUUCAAGUGCCAUCGUCAGACAUCGGACGAUGGAGUCGACGUCGUGUACCCCGUUAAUGCACUUGCUUUCCAUCCCGUUCAUGGUUCAUUUGCGUCAGGAGGUGGUGAUGGUGUGGUCGCUCUGUGGGAUGGUAUUUCCAAGCGCCGCAUUCGUCAGUACCAGAAGUAUCCGUCUAGUGUCGCUGCUGUGGAUUUCAGCGCCAGCGGCAAAUACCUUGCUAUCGCAGUGAGCCCCGGGUUUGAGGACGGCAAGGAUGAUAUUCCGGAAGGAGUGGUGAAGAUCUAUGUGCGCGAGUUGAGCGAGACAGAGGCCAAGGGUAAAGGUGCGAAAUAA